Messenger RNA from Ambispora leptoticha, 3150 nucleotides. The record is from the annotation of a GenBank genome assembly. NCBI's taxonomy places the organism in Eukaryota, Fungi, Glomeromycota, Glomeromycetes, Archaeosporales, Ambisporaceae.
AUGCUUGCACGCGCUGUGGUGGCUUUUGUUACCUUGCGGAAUAAGUUUUCAAAAAAACGAAAACAUAAAGAUCAAAAAGGCGCCGAAGAAGUUGAAGGAAAAGACAAUCACGAAAAAACGAAUAUUUUGCCAAUGGAGAGUGAUUCAAGGUCAAUUCCUUUUGCUAGUAGUUCGCAAUCUGAAAUUCCAAAAGCUACCAAUCCCGUUAAGAUAAAAAAUGAUGAUGCCAGCAUGAACAAAGAUGAAAUUGAGCCUGUCAUUGAUUCCUCCUCCAAAAAAAACCUCGCCAUUUCCUCCUCUCCCAAAGAUAAACACUCUUUAGAUCAAAACAAUUCCUCGGAUAGAAGCAUUGACAAUGAAAAUGAAAAUGGGUUGCCGAAUACAUUAUCAAUUGAGCCUACCUCUAUAUCACUAGAAUCGAAAGCUUCGAAUAUAUCGAUAGAAGAUUCCGUUGGGGUGCUCAACCAACCCUUUCACGUUGAACCGGCUGAAAUAGAGCCUAAAAAGCCAAAGGCAAAAUCUGAUUUGAAAAUUGUAACUAGUUCGAAUUUCGCUUCUAAAAGCGAUUCUAAUAUUGCUAACAUGCAAAAAAAUACGUCUUCUGGACCUAAUGCGGGAUUUUCUUUAAAUUCUUCACCAAGAAAUUCAAUAAUUUUAGAAAAGCAACCUUUAGCAACGCCAGUGCCUAUUGAGCUGUCUACAUCUAAUUCACUCACAUACACCGCCGAUAUGUCGUCAUCAGCCCGACGCAUUUUAGCUCAUCAGCAAAGAAGAAAGAGCUUGGUUAAUGAGGUUGUAGUUAGCAGUAUUGUAACAUCGGAGCCAGUUCUUACCGGGAACCAGAGUAAAGAUGCGAAUAGUACCCCAGCUCUUACCUUAGGGGAAACACAAGCCACAAUUAAACAAGUUAAUGAUCCUCAAACUCGGAAACUUAGAAGACAAUCUACUUCGUAUCCAGCCCUUGAUAAAACUUCUCUAAGUGACAGUAUUUAUAUUGAUAAAGCUCUUGCGGAGGGUAUUUCACUUACUAAAGUAUCAGCAAAGAAGCAGCGUUCGCGUACUUUUAGAAUUGAUGUCGACCAAGGACGUAUUCUGUGGGAUUCAAAAAAAUCUGGCAAAGUCAACAUUGAAAACAUCAAAGAGCUUCGUGUUGGAGAAGCGGCACGAUAUUAUAGAGAGCAUUUUAAUUUGAGUUCAGAGGUUGAACCUAAAUGGGUAACAAUAAUCUAUGUUGAUUCUGGCAAAUAUAAGACACUUCAUCUUAUCGCUCCUUCGUUAGAAACAUCCCGCUUAUGGGUAAAAACAUUGGAGAAAUUAUAUCAACAUAGAAAAGAUAUGAUGGGUGGUCUUGGACAUAUGCGAAGGAGGCAAUCACUUUGGCUUAGACAAUAUUGGAAACAAGCAGAUAAAGAUGGAAAUUCUAAGUUGGCAGUUGAUGAAGUUGUGAGAUUGUGUCAUCAGUUGAACAUCAAUUUGUCAAAAAACUUGUUGAAACAAAAAUUUGACGAAGCGGAUGAAGGAAAACGUGGUGAAUUAGAAUUUGCAGACUUUCAACGAUUCGUUAAAUUAAUAAAACGCAGACAAGAACUGGAGGAGCUUUUUGAAUCAUUGGCUAAAACCAACCAAGAUAUCAAUUUGGCCGAAGAAGAUUAUGGUUAUGUAUAUCAAAAAUUUCUUGAUAAUGAUCGAAAAGCUAUGACACUUGAAGGGUUUACCAGUUUCUUGAUGUCGAGUGAUAAUCCAGUUUUCUGUUCGGAGCACUCAAAACUUUUCCAAGAUAUGACACAACCUUUAAGCCAUUAUUUUAUUGAUUCUUCACAUAAUACAUAUUUAUUGGGAUACCAAUUGAAAGGAGAAUCUUCAAUUGAGGGGUACAUUCGUGUAUUACAACGUGGUUGUCGUUGCGUAGAAAUUGAUUGCUGGGAUGGAACUGACGGACCUAUUGUAACGCAUGGGCAUACCUUAACAUCAAAAAUCUCAUUUCAAGAUACAAUAUCUGCUAUCCGUUCUUAUGCAUUCAAAGCUUCGCCAUACCCCCUUAUUCUUUCUCUAGAGAUUCAUUGUUCUCUUGAACAACAGACUAAAAUGGCCCAAAUCCUACGUGAGACGUUGGGAGGUUUUCUUGUUACAGAAGCUUUAUCUGAACAUGAAAAAGCAUUGCCAAGUCCAGCAGAUUUGUUGUAUAAAAUUCUUAUAAAGGGAAAGAAUAUCCCUCAUGACAACGCCGAAGAGGGUUCCACCACGGAUACUGAAUCGGCUACUGACACCGAAUCAGAAGCGGAAUCAUCAAAAGAAACUCCGCAUCACCCAAAAAAGAAGGUUAAAAAUAAAACUAAACCGCGAGUUUCUAAAGAAUUGUCGGAUCUUGUUAUUUAUUGCUCAGCAGUAAAAUUCAAAGGAUUCGAACAUCAUCAUGAGAAAUCAAACUUUCGUCAGAUGUCUUCUUUUUCUGAAAGAGCUUCCGUACGAUUGGGAAAAGCAGAAAGAAACGCUUUUAUCCGUCAUAAUAUUCGUCAGUUAUCACGUAUAUAUCCAGCAGGAACACGCAUUAAAUCUUCAAAUUACGAACCUCAUCAUCAUUGGAUGUUUGGAAAUCAAUUAGUGGCAUUGAAUUGGCAGAAAUUUGACGUUGGUAUGCAAAUGAAUCAGGCGAUGUUUGCUGUUAAUGGAAGAUGUGGAUAUGUUCUGAAACCAAAGAGCUUGAGAGAUCCUCCUCCAAUUAACUCUUCCGAAUCUUCUUUAACUCAUAUUUCUACAAGACAUCUGAAAAUUGAGCAGCUUCCAAGACCUCGAGAUCAAACAAAAGGAGAUAUAGUUGAUCCAUUUGUUGAACUUGAAUUGUUUGUUCCUGGUGCGGAAGUCCAGAAAUUUAAAACAAAAACAAUACCUAACAAUGGAUUUAAUCCAAUAUGGAAAGAAACCUUUACUUUUCAUAUUAACUGUGAAGAAUUAGCCCUAGCAUUCUUAAGAUUCAGUGUGUAUGAUGAAGACGUGCGUAAUAAUGAAUUUAUUGCUUCUUACUGUAUCUCCGUGGCUAGUUUACAACCUGGUUAUCGACACGUCCAACUCAAUGAUGGAAAUGGUGAACAGUACUUAUUCACCUCGUUAUUUAUUCGUUCUACAUUUAUACUUCCGGAAAACAAUAUAUAA